AUGGGGUUGUUUGCUGAACAGUUCUUCGUUUUUGUAGGGGUGAUGGUGUGCCUGGCCUGCCUGGUGAAGUUUGUGAGAUUCUCCAAAUUUAUUUUCCUGCACUUCUGGAAAGUUUUGCCAAGGUCUUUCUUACAGUCAAUGGGACAGUGGGCAGUGAUUACUGGAGCAGGAGAUGGGAUCGGGAAAGCUUAUUCCUUUGAGCUAGCCAAACAUGGACUCAACGUUGUGCUUAUCAGCCGGACACUGGAAAAGCUGCAGGCCAUUGCCACGGAGAUUGAGCAAACCACAGGGAGUGCCGUGAAGAUUAUACAAGCAGAUUUUUCCAAAGACGACAUUUAUGAGUACAUUCAAGAAAACCUUGAAGGCUUAGAAAUUGGAAUUUUAGUCAACAAUGUCGGAAUGCUUCCAAACCUUCUCCCGAGCCAUUUCCUUAAUGUCCCAGGUGAAAUCCAGAGCCUCAUCCACUGUAACAUCACUUCAGUGGUCAAGAUGACACAGCUAAUUCUGAAACACAUGGAAUCGAGGCGGAGAGGUCUUAUCUUGAACAUGUCUUCUGGAGCAGCCCUCUUUCCUUGGCCUCUGUAUUCGAUGUAUUCAGCAUCCAAGGCAUUUGUGUACAUGUUUUCCAAGGCACUCCAAGCAGAAUAUAAAGCAAAAGGAAUCAUUAUACAGGUGUUGACCCCAUAUGCUAUUUCGACCCCAAUGACAAACUAUCUCAAUACCAACAUGAUAACCAAGACUCCCGAUGAGUUUGUUAAAGAAUCACUAAAUUAUGUCAUGAAUGGAGAUGAAACCUGUGGCUGCCUUGCCCAUGAAUUCUUGGCAAUCUUCCUGACCCUAAUCCCGUCGUGGGCCUUCUACAGCAGCACGUUUCAAAAGUUAUUCCUGACACACUACGUGGGAUAUCUAAAGCAGAACAUGAAUAACAAGUGA
This is a messenger RNA of Choloepus didactylus (southern two-toed sloth), 933 nucleotides long. It is a transcript of the gene HSD17B3, whose product is annotated as hydroxysteroid 17-beta dehydrogenase 3. NCBI's taxonomy places the organism in Eukaryota, Metazoa, Chordata, Mammalia, Pilosa, Megalonychidae. Gene Ontology annotation, molecular function: oxidoreductase activity. Gene Ontology annotation, cellular component: endoplasmic reticulum. The record is from RefSeq and is a predicted model, not a curated record. The transcript is spliced from 11 exons. Bases 1 to 933 code for a protein of 310 amino acids.